Mytilus trossulus (common blue mussel) is the source of this 3946-nucleotide messenger RNA. RefSeq lists its product as uncharacterized. Gene Ontology annotation, molecular function: GTP binding; protein binding; GTPase activity. Lineage: Eukaryota; Metazoa; Mollusca; Bivalvia; Mytilida; Mytilidae. The transcript is spliced from 15 exons. The coding region runs from base 53 to 3511 and encodes 1152 amino acids. The record is from RefSeq and is a predicted model, not a curated record. Gene Ontology annotation, biological process: signal transduction.
AUUUAACAUCCGAUACAUGAAAGUUUACAUCCUGUAUUGAAGAAACGUGUCCAUGGCGGAAAGUAAAGAUUUAAGUUUUAACAUCGUUGUGAUAGCCGGAGAGAUUGCUACGGGAAAGUCAGUUUUUAUUCACAGAUUCGCCACCAGCACCUACAAGUUAUUAGGUCAUACUGUAGGUUGUGGUUAUUAUGAAAAGUCUAUAUCUCUAGAUAAAACUAUAGUGCAACUUAACAUAUGGGAUACAAACAGCUUAGGGGGAACCCGGUCAUUGUUGCCAGUAUAUUUGGAUGGUACCGAGGGCAUUAUAUUGACCUAUGAUAUUCAAAGCCAAAAAUCUUUCCUGAGAGCAUCUGAGAUGAUCCCAAUUAUCAAUCAAAAUUGUGAUAAAAAAGUAAACAGAGUUUUUGUAGGGUUAAAAUGUGAUCUCAGACAUAAUCGAGCGGUUCUAAAGGAAGAUGCUCAAGAGUUUGCAAACAAACAUAAAAUGAAAUAUGUGGAAGCCAGUGCACUUACAGGAGAAAACGUUGAAGACGUGUAUUAUUCCUUAGCCGAAGAUAUAAAAAGAAGACAGGAACAAGAGAUGGAAUCCAAAUCAAGAGAUCGGGCAAGGAAAGCAAAAACAAAACCAAGACUAAAGCGAGUAAAGCAAAGAAAGCAACAAAAUUUAACCCGAAGUCCAAACAUACCAGUGACAGAAAACCAGCAAACAUUCAAGGAAGUACAUGAAAAAUUGGAGUUGCUGGGGCUAGAAACAACUGAGGAUUUACAAGAGAUAAUGAAGCUUGGAACAUAUCGUUGCUAUGGGAACAGAAUAUUUCUCGUUGGGCAGUUUUCUGUAGGGAAGACUACGCUAGCUAAGGUCCUUAUAGGCGAGGAACUGCCAACACAUCGAGGGGCUACGGAUGGUAUAUGGAUUCACAUAGGGAAGGCUGGAAUGAAUCUGGAAGACAAGAAAUGGCUGACCUUGCCCCAAGGCAGUUCUAAUCUGGACAUUAUUGCCGGGAUGCUCAUUUCAUUACAAAAGCAAGAUAAGGAAGGUAUACAAGCUGAAGAACAAUGUUCAUAUUCAGUUGAGUCCUAUGAACAACCUGAUGUAAGCAAGGCAGAAAAAGAAAUGCAUGAUGCUACCGAUAAACCGAAAGAAGUUAAAACAACACAACCGUCGUCAGACAUUUCCGUGACGGACGAGAUACAUGCAAAAGUAUCUGUUCCACCGAAAUCUGUAGAAACGACAACAUAUGACCAGCCGAACGAACAACUAUUACUUCGGAGCCUAUUAUCCAGCAAUGUUCCGCAAUGGAAAUUGAAAAAUCUUAUCUUUCAGGCAAUUAAAGAAGGAAAGUACAAGCAGAAUCUAGUCUUCUUUGAUAUCUGGGAUUUUGGUGGUCAAAAGGAAUUCUACAUGACUCAUCAGCUAUUCAUUACAAGUCGUGGGAUAUUUGUGUUGAUGUUUAAUGCUUGUCAUAGCCUUCGCUUGGAAACUGAUUCCUCAAUAGCCAGCCACCAUGAGACAUCGGCAGCAGUUUACUUAGUACACUGGGUGAAUUCAAUCCUGACCUACUGCAAAAAGAUUAGGUACGGAUUUCCACGAAUCUUGUUGGUUGCAACGCAUAAAGAUAGAAUUCAAAAGGACAAAAUAGAAUCAUGCCGGGAGAAGUUAACUGAAUCACUGGAUCAAUUAUUCAAAUCCCAUGCAGGUCUUGCUCACUUGGAAUACAAGCCUCUGAUUUUCAUUAAUGCUACAGAUAUCAACGAUCCAGAAAUAGAUCUUCUGCGUCAACGUCUAAUAGACCGUGCUUCUGAUCAUCCAAGAUGGGGUGAAGAAAUGCCAACCGCAUGGGUUCCAUUGGAGUUACAGAUAGCUGAACAAGUGGAGCUUGGUAAAAACAUUAUCUCUAUACAGCAGUUACAUGAGCUCAACUCCAAAAAUGAAUCAAUGGUGUUAUCAGAGAAGCAACUUAACACAUUCCUGAAAGUUCAACAUUCACGUGGAAAGUUGCUUUUCUUUGAUGAGAUCAACCUUCGUGAUUAUAUCAUCAUUAAUCCUGUUUUCCUAAUCGAAGUUCUGAGAUCAAUUAUUACAGACAAACAAUUUUGGCCAAAAGAGGAAACAUUGGUAAAGAUUUUCCGGUCUUUGCAGGACACUGGUAGAAUAGAAAGAAUUGACUUGAUUGUCUUAUGGAACCAAGAAGCAUUUAAACAUAUAGUACCGUAUAAAGACUUUAUGAUCAACAUUUUGGUGUACCUGGACAUUCUUGUUCCUCCACAAAAUCCAACUCAAGAUGAAAAUCUUGCAGCAGGAGAUGAAUACCAUUUCUUCGUACCUUGUAUGAUAAGAAAGCAUGAUAACACAAACUAUAUGACAAGUAGAUGCAGCUCCAAAAAUUCUAUCAUCAUGGCGUACAGAUUUGUUGAAGAGGUGAUUCCUCCUGCACUGAUCUACCGUUUUCUUGCCUCGAUGGUUACUAUGUGGGAAAUAAAAACCUAUAAGGGGUCAAACAUGGCAUUUUCCAAUCUAGUAGUUGUUGAGGUUGAUGAGAACCAUGAUGUAGCAGUACAUGUUAAAGGCAGAAGGAUUGUUUUGCUCAUCCACACUGAAGAUGUUGCACAUAUCGUACCAACGUUAGCUUCUUCUGUUCAAGAAUGUCUUACGGCUGCUGUGCAUCGGAUUUCUGAGUUUUAUUCAUUGCUGUCAGAAGAUGGAGAUCAAAAUGCAAAAUACUCCACGCCAUUUGAAAUAGAUUUCGGAGUAAUCUGUGAGGGUCUAUUCCGCAAAUCCGUCUGUUUUUUUCCACAUAGGGAUAUGCCAACUACAGGAAGACGAACAUGGGUAUGUCCACAUGGUACAUCCCAUGAUGUGCAGAACCUUUCCAUGUGGUUUGCUGAAAAGGUUUCUUGUGAAAGAUGUGAAGACAACUGUGGAGGACUUGGAAGGCUCGAAUUGGAGCAAUGUCCUCUUGAUAAACAUAUAAUAAGACUUGUUGCGGAAAUAGAACCAUACAAAUGUAGAGAUGUUGUUGUAAACCUUGGAGUUACAGUUAAUACAUGGGAAAAUCUCGAAUAUCAGUUCCAGCAUCAAAACCCAAAUGAUCUGAAAUUCAUUGCUGUUCUCAAAUGGAAGGAGGGAAACAAAGAUGCAUCAUUUUCACAGCUACAAGAGGCACUUGAAAAUUGUAACAUCAAUAAACACAUACUAUGUCAGAUUUUGAGAGACAGUGAUCCUAAUUCUGGUAUUACCAAGCACUGUUUAGAGAAGACACCAUCAAAGUCAGUGCUGAAAUAUAUAUCUAACCAUAUUGGAGACAGCUCGUUACAGCUUGGUAUAGAACUGGGCCUUGGUAUCUCAGAAAUACAACAUAUCCAACAUCAAUUUAAAGACAAAUUACUGGAUCAAACAAGAGAAAUUUUGCGACGUUGGAAACAGAAUCAGUCACAACCAACAGUUGACAAUUUAGUCAAAGCUUUGUUUAGAAUUGGGAAAGCAAAUUGUCUGAAAGGUGUUCAGUUUUGAUUUGAAUGAAAUGUUCCAGAAUAUUAAUUGAUCCUGUUUGAUAAUUCUUUUAAAUGACACGUUUUAAUUUCCUGAGGGUAUCACAAGCCCCAGUAGUCGGCACUUCUGUGGUGACAUGAAUUAUCAUUGAUAUGGUCAUACUUAUAAAUUAACUGUUUACAAAAUUUGAAUUUUUGAAAUACUAAGGUUUUUUACCUCAGGAAUAGAUUACCUUAGCUGUAUUUGGCAAAACUUUUAGGAAUUUUGGUCCUCAAUGCUCUUCAGCUAAUAACUUUAUUUAGUCUUUUUACCUUUUUGGAUUCGAGCGUCACUGAUGAGUCUUUUGUAGACGAACGCUUGUCUGGCAUAAAUGCAAAAUGUAAUCCUGGUAUAUAUGUGGAGUUUUUUUUUAAUAGAGCUGUGUUGGUCUGAUAUAUAACUCCGAUUAUCAACUUU